UUUUAAUAAUCAACCAACCGACCUAAAAACAGUAAUCGUUCAACACUAAUGGGGAGGUUGUGAACCGCCACAACAGGGAUGAAAUAUAGCAUAAAGGGUAAACAGAAAAUAAUAAUAUUAAUAACAGAAUAUAUGUUCUAAUUUACCUGCAUAUGGAAUUAAACAAAGGAGAACAGUGAAGAUUUUCAUGUUGUUCAAUAUCUCCUCUCGUUGCAACUGAAACAAGUUAAACUUUUACUUUCAUUUCCACCACCAUAGUGUGCAUAGCACAGAUAGAUUGAACCUAGAUCUUUGGCUAGCGGCAGAGCGUCAUUAAUUGUGCGACUGUGCAGUGUUUGCUGAAGAGGACACAUUGUGGGACAACGGAAAAAGGUACAUGUGGAAUGGCCAGACUGACAGGGAACAUUUAGCCAAUGUAUUAUGUUUUUAGAGGGUCCUUUUUUAAAUUAAAAGCAUUAGUUAGCGAAUGUGUGUGUGAAUUAUUAUAUGCAUGUGGUUGGUAAGCUUUACUUUCCCAGGAGUAACGUGCAUUUGAACACUAGCUAGUAGUAGCGACAACCUGGCUGUUUGCUACAGAAGCAAAAACACACGACCAAUGACCAGCGAAUAUUUAACACCAUCAAAGGAGAAGAAUGAUGUUGCCAGUGCCACUGAGAAUAAAGAGGGACAGAGCAGUGCUUAUAAAAAAGAAACCGAGACUCUCUCAAAAAAACAGAGGAAGAAGCUUAUGAGGCACCAGAAAUGGGAAGAGGAGAGGAAUCUUCGCAAGCAGAAGCGGAAGGAGAAGAGGCAGAAGAGGAGCCUUGAGAGGAAGAACCAGGGGGAGGAGGGAGGGGAGUUUGUGGGCCGGAAGCGUUUGAGGAAAGAGGUGACGACCAGUAGCCCCCUGAGACUGGUGAUAGACUGCAGCUUCGACAACCUCAUGAUGUUUAAGGAUGUGAGGAAGCUCCAUAAACAAAUCCAGAGAUGUUAUUCAGUUAACAGACGGGCGGCGCACUCUGUUCAGUUUAAUUUAACCAGCCUUGGUGGACAGCUGAAGCAAAACAUGGAUAAGACUGAUGAAGGAUGGGUUAACUGGAAGGAUAUAACGGUGAAAACAGAGGCGUACCAUGAGGUGAUGGCCAAGGAGGAGCUGGUGUACUUGACCUCUGACUCUCCCAAUGUGCUGACAGAGCUGGAUGAAACCAAGGCCUAUGUCAUCGGAGGCCUGGUGGACCACAACCACCACAAGGGCAUCACCUUUAAACGGGCUCAGGAGCUGGGGAUCGACCACGCACAGCUCCCACUGAACAGCUUUGUCAAGAUGAACAGCCGCAAAGUGCUGGCGGUCAACCACGUGUUUGAGAUCAUGCUGGUGUACCUGGAGAAGGGGAACUGGCAGGAGGCCUUCUUCACUGUCUUGCCUCUAAGGAAAGGGGCCAUGCCCCUGGGCCAGAAGGGCACAGCCACAGAAGAUGAGGAGGAGGAGGAGGAAUCUGACAGAGACUCAGACACAGCAGAGACAGUCACACCGAACACAACGGGCAACAAACAGGACCAACAGUAGAACGUACAGGGAGGACAGGACACACUGCAGUCGGAAGACGCCCCUAAAUGUGCAGCAUAGCUGUGUCCUACUAUGAAUUAUCGAUUGCAAAAUGGUUGAUUUAGUGAGUUUUUUUAUUUAUUUUUUUGCAGAAUUAUAGAUCCCUUUUAGUCAAUGUUUUGUUGAUAUCACAUUUCUGUUUUCAGCUUUAUUUAAUGGAAGAUAUUUUACUUGGAGUGCUUAUAUUAAGUGAACAAGUUGUACACAUCUGCAGUUCUAUGUUCUACCUUAUAACCUGUUGUUGCUGCUCUGCAGCAAGCCUUGUAUUGUGUUUUAUUAAAAAGUAAAAUCAUUUUUACUUACA
This is a messenger RNA of Salvelinus namaycush (lake trout), 1889 nucleotides long. RefSeq names its product tRNA methyltransferase 10 homolog A-like. Gene Ontology annotation, molecular function: tRNA binding. The transcript is spliced from 7 exons. Bases 596 to 1546 code for a protein of 316 amino acids. Gene Ontology annotation, cellular component: cytosol; nucleoplasm; nucleus. Lineage: Eukaryota; Metazoa; Chordata; Actinopteri; Salmoniformes; Salmonidae. The record is from RefSeq and is a predicted model, not a curated record. Gene Ontology annotation, biological process: tRNA N1-guanine methylation.